AUGGAUCGUUUUCAGGACAUAACACGCAAACCAGAUCUAUCGAGAGAGGACAUUGACGAAGUCCUUCGACAGCGCCGUGACAACAGGACCCCCCGGGCCUGCUAUCCCUGCCACCAACGCAAAGUCAAGUGCAACUACGUGAAGCCUUGUCAAACCUGCAUUGAUCGAGGCUAUCCCGAGAUCUGCAUCUACGACGCCCCGCGGUCAAAGUCGUUUGCCGAGACUGCAUCGUCUUCGGGCGCCGCCAGUACCACCCCCGCAGCUUCAGACGAGCCUGUGCUGGCUCAGAAAGUCACCUUGUUCGAGCAGACACUAUGGAAAGUCAAAGACGAAAUCGACAGGGUCUUGGGCGUAUGGGGCCCGAGACCAGAGUCGUCGAUGGUCGGCCAGCAAUCGCGCCAGAGUCCCAGCAGAGAAGGGACGUGGUCGACACCUCAGGUACCAGGGCCGAGCACGCGGGGUACUGGGCAGCCUGUACACUUGGGACCGCAUCCAGUGCUGCGGCCGACUGCGGUGUCGACCAGUGCUGACCUUGCGCGGUGGGCACAAGAUCCCUCAAACCAAGAGAUUCUAUCCAUCUUCGCCCUGGAGAAUCAAUCCAUCACCUAUCCUUUCUCUGCGUUGUGGGGGCUACACAACGAGCCCGCGUCGAGGUUUCAAAGCCUGUGCGAGUUGCUUCCCAGCGACGUCGAGUGCCGCAGCCUCUUCGUCUGCUACACAGAGACUGCUCACGCAGUGUUCCCAGCCAUUCCCGACCUCGACCAAUUUCAGAACGACCUCAGCGAAUUCCUUGCACGGCGGUCAACCGCCCAAAAAGCACCCCUCUCAGAGGCGGACCCGGAGCCACAUUCGGGGAUUGGCGGCAGAGACCUCCAUUGGCUUGGGUUGCUCUUUGCAUGUUUGGCCUCUGGCUGCCAGUACUCGACUCUUCCGUUCUGCUGCGCCUACGAGUGCUUGCGAUCCACCAAUUACCUCGGAUACCCCACCCUAUUUGACGUUCAAAACAUGCUGGUCAUUGCCGAUGUCAUGGCCAACAGCCUCGAUGCCGGUGUGGCGUGGUGCUUUGAAGGGCUGACGAUCCGGCUGGCACAAAGCCUUGGACUACACCUUGAGGUGCCUCAAUCCACACCAGACAGCCUGCAGUGGCUCCGAAAAGAGCUAUGGUGGCGCAUCGUGUGGCAAGAAAGCUCACUUGCCUUGGCUUUCGACAGACCUUCGACCCUCCCGAUCCAAAGAACGCCCCUAAACACCGGAUCCAGCGAGUUAUCCUACAUUGACUGCAUGAAAAAAAUCUGCCAGAUUGGCAUUGAAAUUGUCCGCGAGCGUUCGAACAGAGCAGCCGGGCAGUUUAGUUCUGAAGAUAUAUCUCGACACCAGGAUAUCCUCAACGAAAUGGCACAGGAGGCUGCACCAUACCUCAAGGACGUGACGCUUUGUCACACGACCAAAGCUCGGCUCGAAUACUGGAGCUUGUACCUACACCGGGCCUACGUCAAUGCUGAGCUCUACAGAACCCUUCUAAGCGACCGCAGCUCCAGCCCCGACGAUAUGGAUGCCUACGUGCGAUGCCUGAGUGGCACAGUUACAGGCUUCCUUCACCUGCAGGUCACCGCUCCCGCAGUCAAGCAAUCCUCAAUAUUCGUGCAGAGAGCGCUGAGCUCUGCGCUGAUGUUGUGCACCAUGGACGACCUUACGAGGACGAGGCCAGCACAGUAUCUGGUCCACAAUUUUAUCACGGUCAUGGAGAGCCCGUGCACACACUGCGCCGAGGCACACUUGCCUACACCUUUCUCCAAAUCCAUUGCGAAACUACAGGACAUGGCGGCGAUGCGGUGGCCUUCGAAUCCUCCAAGCUUUUCGAGUGGUCGGACGCCCCCAGGGACGACGACGAGUCACGAAUUGAUGAACUGA
Fonsecaea nubica is the source of this 1911-nucleotide messenger RNA. RefSeq lists its product as hypothetical. Gene Ontology annotation, biological process: regulation of DNA-templated transcription; DNA-templated transcription. Gene Ontology annotation, molecular function: DNA-binding transcription factor activity, RNA polymerase II-specific; carboxy-lyase activity; zinc ion binding. The record is from RefSeq and is a predicted model, not a curated record. The coding region runs from base 1 to 1911 and encodes 636 amino acids. The transcript has 4 exons. NCBI's taxonomy places the organism in Eukaryota, Fungi, Ascomycota, Eurotiomycetes, Chaetothyriales, Herpotrichiellaceae.